This is a messenger RNA of Loa loa (African eye worm), 1483 nucleotides long. RefSeq lists its product as hypothetical. The record is from RefSeq and is a predicted model, not a curated record. Bases 178 to 1077 code for a protein of 299 amino acids. Gene Ontology annotation, molecular function: protein binding. The transcript is spliced from 8 exons. NCBI's taxonomy places the organism in Eukaryota, Metazoa, Nematoda, Chromadorea, Rhabditida, Onchocercidae.
AAUUUACAGGAAAGAAUAAAUUUAAGACUUUCAAAUUCUGUAUUGCCAACACUGGCCGCGUCGCUUUCUGCAUUUCCGGAUACAUCUAUUUGAUAUCGAACAUCGAAGUAUUGUAAUUGCAGCGGUCCAAAGCCUAACCAGGCAUUCUCUGUGAAUUAUAACAUUCCAUCAUCCACAAUGAUUGAAACUGAAACGAAAGUUACUCCUGCCACUAACGAGGCUUCAAACACAAAUUCACCAGUAACAGAAAGCAAAUUGCCAAUAUCAGUCAACCCUGAUGAAGAUAUACCUGCUGUUGAUGCCGAUGUAAAGGAUUCGGAUACUGUUGAACCAAAGAAAGUUGAAGCAAAGGAAAAGGUGCCAGAAUCGCGAAAGGAUCCACGAGAAGAUCCGGUUGCUUGGGUGAAUUCACUAAUUCCUGGUGCUGUCCACAAGGUAAAUUACCGAUUGUUAGAUUGGGCUCAGCAGUUGGCCAUCGAAGAAGAAGAUAAACGGCAAAUGUUACCUGGCAGAAGUGAUGCUGUCACAAAGAAUCAGUUUUUGUCAUUUCUUCGAGAUGGAUCAUUGUUGGCAAAAUUAGCGAAUCGUCUUCAGCCGGGAACCGUCGAAACGAUCCAUGAAGGAGACGCGGCUAAGGAUAAGACCAAUCAGACAUCUAAUAUUAAUGCUUUCAUCAAUUUUGUUAAAGAAAAAGCUGGUUUAUCCGAGGAGCAGGUAUUUACUGCCGCGGAUCUACAAGAGAAAGGAAAAGCAGGAUAUCAAGCAGUAUUUAACACGCUUAUGCAGCUUGCUCUUAAGGCACAGGGCAUAUUUGAGCAAAAGGGAAUUGAUGUUGAGCAACUCGUUCAAACAGCUUCACAGGUGGUACCGACUAAUCUUGUGCAGACAAUUUUAAAUUUCUUCAGACGAGCACAGCCAAUUCAGACACCGAAAAAACUUGCGAAAGAAGCAGAAGAAAAAGAUAAGGCAACUACUGUUGAAAAGGUUGUCGAAGAAAAACAGGCGGGAGAGGAACAAUGUAAGAAAGUUGACACUCAAGCGGGAAGCGUCGACACACCGGCUGUUGCUGUUCAUUGAUUUCUAAUUUCAGUUCAUUUGCAAAAGAGAAAAAAAACUAUCUCGAAAAUACUUCAACUUCCUGCCAACAUGGCUUCAUUUUAGUUUUGCAAUUUCCCGUAAAUCAUCUUUAUUCAUCUUUAUUUAUUACUCGAACUGAACCAACCAGCGUAGUAAUUCAACUACUUAUCCUUGGCGUACAUGUGUAGUUCAGCUUGAAUUACUUGAAACAAUUUUUCUGUUGUUAGGGAAUCGGGAUAUGGAAAGGAAUCGAUAUAUUCUUGUCAAUAAAUAAAAAUUUGAACACACCGAUGAUUUGUUAUUACACAGAUUUACAUCCCUUCGCGUCUUCCCGAUUCCGCAAUGCUUUAUUAUAUUUUAAAAUUAUACUGUGGUUAAAGUUACUUUUUAAUAACUGAUAGAUUGA